This is a messenger RNA of Porites evermanni, 4867 nucleotides long. The record is from the annotation of a GenBank genome assembly. NCBI's taxonomy places the organism in Eukaryota, Metazoa, Cnidaria, Anthozoa, Scleractinia, Poritidae.
AUGGCGCCGGAUGAUGGGGAUGCCUUGUUGAGAAAAGUACGAGCACAGCACAGAUCAGUAAGUUUUAUUACAGCAUCAGAACUGGUUAACAUCGACCUUGAAGAUGAAUCUCAUCGGAACGAAGAAAGUGAGCUCAAUGAAACGGUAAGAAAGCUGUUUCAUAACGAACUGAUGAUGUUUUCAAUUUUCAUAUAGUCCUGAAAGGGAAUCUUUUGUUUCCAGGAAAUUUUGCUUGCUGGAAUAUUGGUCAACGAGGCCAGACUUGGACGAAAUGGUUAUUUUCAGACCUCGCCAAAGGAACUAAGGUUCAGUUGUUUUUUGAAAUUCAUAUAAGAGAAUUAAUGACAGUCUUUACGGUUUACAUAUUUCACUGGCAUGUAAGUCUGUAGCCUAAUAUGAUCUCGCAUUAAGUAGCUUUUGCAGGAGAAAUGCACAUGUCAUCGGCUUGGCCGUGGGGUCGACCCCGGGCCAACCAGUGUGAUUUUAAAAAACAAAACUAGAGAAACAAACACUGUUCUUGCCGAACUGGAGAAAUCCCCUGACUAAUCCUAUGCCUACAGGUUAACCCUGGACAUAGCUACAGUCUUGGACAAAAUAAAUGGAAAAUUUAGACCCCCUCUCCCAAAUCAAAGAUGGGAAAAUAGUGCGUUUUGCCCUUUAUGCGGCUUGAUUUGUGGGGGAUGGGAGUUUGCUGUUCUUUUUUUUCUGUCCAAAAUUGUAGAUCCCAGGUGGUAGGUCAAUAAUCUUGACACUUUCUGGAGAUACAACAGUGUCAGUCUGUCAAUUCCUGUAAGAAAAGUUGGACAGUUGACAAUUUAAACUUUAUUAAGUAUAACAUCUUUUAUUCAGGGAACCUUUUUCCUUGGAAAUACAAUUGAAAAAAUUAAGUGCUUUCUACUUUCUUUUCCUCCAAAGUAUGGGGAUUAAGCUUAUCAUAGUUAGCAACACUCAUUGGCAAGGAUUAGUUCUUCCUUUACCCCAUCUUCAUUCUGUUAAAAUUGUAUGGGAAUUCUAAUACAUGUAACAUUGUUGUUGUUACUCUUCACCCCCAACCUCCUAUGCCUCACCUUCACCCCUCACCUCUACCCUCACCCCCAUACCCCUUACUCUUUACUCCCUACCCCCUUCAACUUACCCCCUCCCCCAGAUUAGACCUGCCAAAACCAUUGUGCUCAUAUCAUUCUGAAGACCCCAUAAUGCAACUCAUUGGAUUUUGUGGAUAUGAUGCACUCAAUAAUGAUAUACAAUGAUAAACAAAAGCCUGAAGAGUACCCUGACCACCUGCAAACUCUGCAACACCAAGAAAAAACAAAAAAAUAGACAUGUAUUGUUUUGUUUGCCCUACUCAACUGUCAGUCAUGCUUAUGUUUUCUGCACUGGACUUCUUUGCAGGCUUUACAAGGUGUAUAAUAAGCCAGUGUUUCGUGGUAUUGUGUAUUUCUGUGCAUGGUUACUUCUCUGUUUAGCAUUCUUUGAAGACCCAGCUGUCCCUGGGAUGGGGUUACCAUACUGGGUAAGUCACAAUAUUAUUAAAUCCUAAAAUAUAGUAGGAAAAAAGAAAAAUAAGGCCGGGAACUUGAUCAAUGACCUUUUUCUCUACCUGGACAGAGAGAUGGAAAUGAUAAUGACAAUGAUUUAACAAGGAGCUCUACAAUAUUAUUGGCCAAUGGCAGUCCCCCUAUUGUGGCAACUAAAACAUGAGCAAAAAUGUCAUCAAAUGAGGCCUUUAUAAUAUAUUGUACCUUACUUUAGCGUUUAAUUAAGAAACCACCCGAGAGGCUUCCAAACCCCCUAGUGGAGUAACAACCUCUCUCAAACUUGUAAUUAGUAACUUUGUCUCUUUUUUUGUUAUAUAUCCAGAAUAACUGCCUAUAAUCUUUAAAAUAUUAAUUCCAUUGUAUCUUUUUUAUUUAUAGGCUACAAUGCUGCUGGAAUAUUUUUGCUUGUUUGUUUUCAUUCUACGUCUUUUCCAUGUCUGGUGUUUUGCUGCUGGUGUAAAAUUCUGGAGAGACAAGAAGAAUGUUAUUUUUUUAUCCAUCAUUGUGGUAAGAUUCUUACUGACAAUAAAGAGAACUUAUUGCAGAUAGUGCAUUGAUAAAGGGAUUGUAUGUCAUCCAGGUAAUGAACAUGCAAAGUAAUGUCAAAUGGUAUUUUAAAACAAAAGAAAAUUAUUGACUUAGUGGCACAGGUAGACACCAGUAAAAUAGCAACCACACCAAUCAUUUUAAGUAGAUUUCUUUCAUUGUUUAAAUUUUUGUAGUAAGUGUUACGGUACUGCUAGUAAUAUAGCAUAGUGGAGCCAUUUUUCAUGAAUUUAUGCCAAUAAACCAUUUACUGGCUUUAUUAAUAUUUAUUAUUAUUAUGUUAUAAAGAUAAAAAAGGAUAUAAGAUGUUCUUUCUUAAUUGAUUUGGUAAUGAGCCUGGGUUGUGCAAGCUGUUAAGAAAUUUCUGUUUGCUGGUGUUAAAAAAAUAUAGGUGUUGGAGUGCAGUGAAUGAGUGUCAUGAAUAUUUUUUAGCCUGAGAAUUAAGAGAAACCUCAUAUAGAUCUCCAAGUGGCCAUGUAAUUUUCUGUUUAUUAUAUAAAUACCAAUGAAAUACCAAACCAUUUCACUUAAGAUCAUUAAAGUUGCCAUUUAUUAUGUAGCCUAACAAUGGCAAUCUUUUCAUGUGUGAAGAUUAACAAGUUAUAAUUUUCACGCAUGAAGAAAUUGGGCUCUUUCUGACACUAUUUUUUUCUUUCAGUUCACAUUUCUUGACAUGAUUAUGUACAUCAUCUUCAAAGAGGCUGAACUCCCAGUUCACGCCAUAAGAUGGACUCGUGUGUUUCGCCCUCUUUUUCUUGUCAAUAUCAGCGAGGGGAGACAGGUGAAGAUUGAUAUAGCCUCUUCCAGGCAUUCAGAUAAGGUGGUAGUGCAAAGUAAAGAAAGUAAGGAAAAAUAGAAAGGAACUGGGGAGAGUGGCAUGGGAACCAAAUUCCCCCAGGUUCAUUUUUUCAUCCCCUUUUACUUUGAACUGCUCCCUGCGAUAUAGUGUGUAUGGUAUAAAUUUACAUUAAAUUUUGAUAGAAAUUCAGGGAAAGAAAAAUAGAUAGAUCAUCACUUGUACUGUCUAGGCUUUCCAUGUUGAAAUUAUAAUUGAAAUUCCUUUUUAUUUAAUUUUAAAAAUAACCUGUACAUGACUGUUUUCUGGUAUUCCUGAUCUCUUUCAGAUUAGAAGAGCUUUUAGAAACAUUAGGAAAACACUUCCAGAGAUUGCAAAUGUUCUUAUUUUGUUGCUUCUUAUGAUUGCAUUGUUUACUUUGCUGGGAUGUAAGCUGUUUGGCAAAAGGUAUUUCAAAUCAUAGCAUUUUAUAUAUGUCAGCUGUUAUAAUUUGUAUGGAGUUGGUUUUUUGUGAGAGAUACAACUAGGCUCUAAUUGGGCAACAUUUUAGAUAAUUCCUAAACAAAUUGUUUUGCUUAGAAUGAUAGAUGAGUCCUUUCCUUCCAUUUGUAUUAUUUCUCUUAAAUGAUAAUAAUAAUAAUAAUAUUUAAAGUAAAAAAGUCAGUCUUCUUUUAAGAGGAGACCUCCAUCACUUAAAGUGGUUUUAAGGGGGUCCUCUUAAAAAAAUUACAGAAACAAAUAACUGAAAAAUCCUCUAGGAUAAAGUCUAAAAACAGUGAGUAGCAUAAAAAUUAAGAACUAUGAUAAAAAUAUAAACAAUUAACCUGAGACAAAUCACAUAAAAACUUAGUCAAAUUCCUUUUAAGAAUCGUGUCAGGCAUUGGCCUUUUUAGUUCAUUUGCAAGAAGGCCCAAUCGUUUUUCACACCUGGGUUCUUUUAUUUUUGCCUUUGAAUUUAUUUGUUUGUGUUUUUGGUUUGUUGUAGAAAUCUUAAAGACAUCCAUGGAAAGCCAUACUUCACAAACUACUUAGAUGUCUUUUUUUUGUUGUAUGUUCUGACAACUACAGCCAACAACCCAGAUGUUAUGUAAGUUUGAAAUAUUACUUACUAGUCACUUGUAAGUAGUGAAAUAGGCAUGGAAAAAGGCGAGGGGUGGGAAGGGUGAGGUUGGAAAGAGGGGUUGGGAUGGGAGGGGUGUGGUAUUGUAAUCCAUUUGCUUUGUUUACGUUCUAUACAUGCAUCAAAAUGUUUUGCCAAAGAACGAGACCACUUUUAGUUCAAAAUCAUUCAACUAUCUCGCAAAACAGUGCAACGUGAAACCAAAAUUUAUAACGCACCUUUUUCCAUGCGGAUGUAAUCAAAAGCGCAUAACAUACUGUAGUUACACGUUUACCACCCUUUUAUUUCAACACAAAUCUUCAUAGUAAAACUUGAGCACUGGAGGGCAGCCUGAGUAGUUAGCAGUUUGUUUGGCGAGAGGGAAAAAAAAUCCGUGAAAACACGCCAACACAUGGGGACAAGUGUCAAGGUGUUUUCUCCCCAUUCUCCUCGCGCUUUUCCGCUCAUUUGCGCACUCGACAAUCAAAACGCCAUCUACGUAGGUGUCUACUUUCAGGUUACUGAGUCAAAUUUACUGUUCCAAACUCAUAAUCAAUGAAUUUGGAACGUGGUGUCCAGACGUUUGACAGGUGAAACAGGCCUAUAAAGUUGCUACAUUUUGAAAUGCGAAUUAUAGGAGAGAGAUCAAGUUUUCAUAAUAUUUAAGGCAAAAAAUAUCAAAACGGUCAUAGGAAAUUCCAGUGAAAAUAAACUUCGUUAUUUAUUUAUUUGAACAGGAUGCCUGCAUAUGACAACAAUCCCUGGUCCAGUUUGUUUUUUGUCAUUUUCAUCAUUGUCUGCAUGUAUAUAUUUGUCAGCAUUUUUCUGGCUGUUGUGUACAAGAACUACCGCAAGCAUUUAAAGGUAGAUUGCCGUUAUUUUUUCUAA